This is a messenger RNA of Penicillium concentricum, 501 nucleotides long. RefSeq lists its product as uncharacterized. The record is from RefSeq and is a predicted model, not a curated record. The transcript has a single exon. The coding region runs from base 1 to 501 and encodes 166 amino acids. Lineage: Eukaryota; Fungi; Ascomycota; Eurotiomycetes; Eurotiales; Aspergillaceae.
AUGGACAUCAUGGGGGCGAUCCAGACAGAUGCCGACAAGCAGGCGUUUGUAUCUGCUCUCUAUUAUGAGUCGGUGCUACACGAUUUACGCAAUUUGGUGGUCAACAAGCCGCCAUGCCCUAUGGCUACGGCCGUGUGUGACAUGCUCUCACAACUGGAAAGCGUUACGCUUAUGUACUCGGACGCCGCGACUAAAGAGAAGAUUGCACGGGACUUCAACGAUGCCUGCAGGUGGGCUCAGAAGCUGUGCCAGCAGAGACUCGAAUCCAAUAAAAUCACCAAUGCCAUUAGCGCAGAUGCCACUGCAGAUGCCACCACCGCAGAUCCCAGCCCUAACACGGAGGCCCUACCUCAUCUCUUUCGGCUACACCCUGGUGCAGUUGAGACGGGACACAUUGAUGCAAAAAAUGGAAAAACCAAUAAAAAAGAUGGAGAAUACGGAAAACACCGGCGCGAACGCGUACGCAUGGUAAAACCGAGGUUAUGCAACUUCGAACUUUGA